This is a messenger RNA of Vitis riparia (riverbank grape), 1592 nucleotides long. RefSeq lists its product as uncharacterized. Bases 81 to 1331 code for a protein of 416 amino acids. Lineage: Eukaryota; Viridiplantae; Streptophyta; Magnoliopsida; Vitales; Vitaceae. The transcript is spliced from 4 exons. The record is from RefSeq and is a predicted model, not a curated record.
UCGAAUCGUAACUACUUCACUGGCAUUCUCUCUCUUUAGCUUUUUCUCUCUCAUGGACAUGAAAAGCUUCUCAACCGUCGAUGAAAAAAUCAAUCUCGCGACCGGUGACGUUCCAGAGGAGGCGAUCCACGGCUGCCUUGACUCGCUCCGCUGUCCUUAAGCUCUGUGCCGGAAAUAUGCUGCCGGACUCCGGCGCCUUCGUCUUCCGCGCCCUCGCAUUCCUCUUCUUCAUCUCUGCCGGCGUCUUCUUCUGGUUCGUGCUCUUCCGUUCCGCCCACUAUUCCCUCUACCUCCCCUUCCCCCUCCCGCUCCCCUUUCCCCGCGCCGCCCCCUCCUCCUUCAACAACAACAACUGGCCCGCCACCUUCGGCCUCAUUCUCCCCUCGGACCCCUCCGAGGUCGGCAAUUCUCCUCCGGAAAAUGAGGAACUUAGGCUUGAAAGAGUUUUGAAGGACGCUGCCAUGGAAGAUCACACUGUUAUUUUAACAACUCUAAAUGAAGCGUGGGCAGCCCCAGAUUCAGUUAUUGAUCUUUUCCUUGAGAGCUUUAGGAUUGGAGAUCACACCCGUAGAUAUCUGAACCAUUUAGUAAUUAUUGCAUUGGAUCAAAAGGCAUUUGCUCGUUGUUUGAUUUUACACACCCAUUGCUUUACCCUUGUCACUGAAGGAGUUGAUUUCUCUGGGGAGGCAUACUUUAUGACUUCUGACUACUUGAAGAUGAUGUGGAGACGGAUUGAUUUCCUGCGGUCUGUUCUUGAGAUGGGGUACAACUUCAUUUUCUCGGAUGCUGAUAUCAUGUGGUUCAGGGACCCAUUUCCACACUUUUUGCCAAAUGCUGAUUUCCAGAUUGCAUGUGAUAAUUUCUUAGGCGACCCUUACAAUGUAAAUAACAGACCUAAUGGAGGCUUUAAUUAUGUAAAGUCAAACAACCGGUCCAUAGAGUUUUAUAAGUUCUGGUAUUCUUCAAGAGAAACCUAUCCUGGACUGCAUGACCAGGAUGUGCUUAAUAUCAUAAAAUUUGAUCCUUUUAUCAUGAAUAUUGGAUUGGAGAUGAGAUUCUUGGAUACUGCACACUUUGGGGGGCUCUGUGAACCAAGCAAAGACUUGAAUCUAGUAUCGACCAUGCAUGCAAAUUGUUGUUUUGGUUUGGAAAGCAAGCUUCAUGAUCUUAGAAUUAUGCUUCAGGAUUGGAAAGAAUAUAUGUCUUUGCCACCAAGCUUAAAGAGGUCAUCAGAAGCCACCUGGAGGGUUCCUCAAAACUGCAGUCUUGAUGCUCUUCAAUCAAUUCAGCUGUACGAUUCAAAGGACAACAAGUACCUUCAAACAGGAUAGAAGGAUUGAAAUUAGAAUUGAGCAUAUGCAGUCAGAUCUCUCUCCCUGGAACCGUUUCAUGUUCUGUGGGGAUGUUUAAGGCCAUGCACUGGGAUAAAGAGAGUUACCAAACCCGUGAGAAGUUCAAAACAAACUGAUAUCACACACAGGUAGAAUACCUGAUGCCUCUGAAUAAAGGUCUCCUUUUGAAUUUUGUCAGUCUGUAAAUCUAAUGUGGCACCAUUGAUAAUGAAUUUUGAUUGAUGCUGAAGUUUUAGAGAA